AUGAGUUCAUAUUUCGUCAACUCGCUCUUCUCUAAAUAUAAAAGCGGGGACUCCUUACGUCCGAACUACUAUGAGUGCGGUUUCGCGCAGGACCUGGCUGGUAGCCGGCCCACCGUGGUAUACGGCCCGGGCUCCGGCGCCACCUUCCAGCACGCUCCGCAAAUACAGGAUUUCUACCACCACAGCGCCUCUACGCUCCCCAGCAACCCGUACCAACAGAGCCCUUGUGCGGUCACAUGUCACGGCGAGCCGGGCAACUUCUACGGAUACGACGCCUUGCAGCGGCAGACGCUUUUCGGGGCCCAGGACGCGGAUUUGGUCCAGUACAGCGACUGUAAACUCGGAGGAGCGUCGGGACUCGGAGGUGAGGACGCGGAGGGGACCGAGCAGAGCCCGUCCCCGACGCAGCUGUUCCCCUGGAUGAGGCCACAAGUAGCUGCGGGCAGGAGGCGGGGCCGGCAGACUUACAGCCGCUACCAGACCCUGGAGCUGGAGAAGGAGUUCCUGUUCAACCCCUACCUGACCCGGAAACGCCGCAUCGAGGUAUCCCACGCGUUGGCGUUGACGGAGAGGCAGGUGAAAAUCUGGUUCCAGAACCGGAGGAUGAAAUGGAAGAAGGAGAACAACAAAGACAAGUUCCCCAGCAGCAAGAGCGAGCAGGAGGCGGUGGAGAGAGAGAGGAGGGAGAAGGAGAUACGGGAGAGCGGAGGAGGAGGUGGAGGGGGAACCGGUGGAGGUGGAGAGGGCGGAGGAGGUGGAGGCGGUGGGGGCUCGGUGGCGGCCGGGUCACAGGCCCCGGUCACUGAGGACUGCUGUGAGAAAACCCACAAGCAAAUGUAG
Molecule: messenger RNA, 840 nt
Organism: Sphaeramia orbicularis (orbiculate cardinalfish)
Lineage: Eukaryota; Metazoa; Chordata; Actinopteri; Kurtiformes; Apogonidae
Gene: hoxb8a
Product: homeobox B8a
Exons: 2
Coding region: 1-840 (279 amino acids)
Biological process (GO): regulation of transcription by RNA polymerase II
Cellular component (GO): nucleus
Molecular function (GO): RNA polymerase II transcription regulatory region sequence-specific DNA binding; DNA-binding transcription factor activity, RNA polymerase II-specific
Source: RefSeq, a predicted model, not a curated record